This is a messenger RNA of Oryctolagus cuniculus (rabbit), 1581 nucleotides long. RefSeq names its product claudin 9 (gene CLDN9). Gene Ontology annotation, cellular component: bicellular tight junction; membrane. The record is from RefSeq and is a predicted model, not a curated record. Gene Ontology annotation, molecular function: structural molecule activity. Lineage: Eukaryota; Metazoa; Chordata; Mammalia; Lagomorpha; Leporidae.
AUGGAGGGCGGUGCGUGGCUGCCCCUGGGGGCACUCGGCGGCGGUGGCGGACUGCGCGCGCCGGGCCCCGGGGCGGCAGCGACGGCCAAGCUGGCGGUGCGGCUGCCCCGCUCCCGCUCGCACCCGCGGCUCGCCCGCGCCCACUCGCGGCUGGGCCGGGCUCGCCCGUCGCUGCGGUUGACCCCGCCGCCCACGCCGUCGCUACCGCAUCCACCGCUGCCCGGCCUUCCGCCGGGCCUGAGUCCCGCACCGCCACCGCCCUCGGCGCUCGCCCUGGCCGAGCUGCCGCCGCUGCCUGCGCUGCCGCUGCGGCCGGAGCCGCUGGCGCCCUGGGGCCCCGGCCCCCACCUGACACUGCCGGAGCUGCCGCCUGAAGCCUGCGCGCCCGCGCCGCCCGCCGCCGCGCUCGCUCUGCAGGACCUCCCGCGCCUGCCCGCGCCCGCGCCGCCGCCCGCGCACCUGCCGCUGCCGCCGCUGCCCGAGGCCGCCGUCGCCGCCACCCCGGGGCCCGUGGGCGCCCGCGGCCGCCCGCCCCUGGUCGGCGAGUUGCCCCCGCAGCCGCUGCCGCCGCUGCCAGCACGGCCCUCGCCGUUCAACCUGCUGGCUCCGCCCGUGCCCCGCGACCCCUGGCCGCUGCCCGCCUUCCCCCCUCCCCUGCCGCCGUCGCCGCCGCCCCCGCCGCCCUUCUUCCUGUCGCCACCCUGCUGAUUGCGCGGCCCAGGCGGGGCAGCGGACCGGUGGCCUGGGCUCAGGUGACCUGGCGGGCGUCCUGUCUCAAUGGGCUCUUCUGCAGCCGCUCAGGAGUGGCCCCGGGCAGCUAACCGUGACCUUGUGGGACCUCUGAGAGCCUGCCAGCCACCGGCAAAAGGGCCAGGGUUGGUUUCCUGGGACUGUGGUAGCGGAUGACGAACGGGGUGGCCUAAGACAGCAAAAAUGUCUCACGGCUCCAGGGGCCAGGAGGCUCCAGGGGCAGGGCCUUGCUUUCCCCAGAGACCAGGGGCAAGUUCUUCUCUCCCUGCCCCACCUCUGGUGGCUCCAGGCCUGCCUUGGCUUGUGGCCUUAUCAUCACUCGAACUUCUCUGUCUCUCAACUGCCUGUUUUUCUCCUAUAAGCACACCUGUCACUGGGUGUAGGCCCCACCCUAAGUCCAGGAUAGAUCUUAUCGUGAGAUCUUUGUGUCUGCAAAGACUCUAAUGAGAUAAGGCUACAUUCCUGGGGUCCUGACCUUACAGCUUGGUUGUAUCUUUCGGGGGCCAGCAUCCGGUCCAUCCGGGCAGUGUCUCUGGGGCUGGCCCACCUCCCCAGCUGUCUUCCCAGACCUGUGUCCUUGCACAGGCAGGCAGUAUGACCCUGAUAACACACCCCCCGGCCUGGCAAGAGACGGAGUGUGGUCUUUCCCUCCCGCUCAGAUGGGCCUGCCGCUCCCUGCCCGCCUCUGCGCUGUGUCCACACUCAACUAAGAAGCCAGGAGUGGCCAGCAAGCUCCAGGACUGUGCUCUCAGACAGCCCUAGCCGUGGGCCCAUCCCCAAAGCUUGGCAGCCCAACCGGUGCUGGCUGACAAUAAAGUGUUCCCCAAGGAA